CGCCUCCAGGAGCGCAGCAGCCAAUGAGACCGAAGCAGGGGCUCGGCGUUAUAACAACGAAGAUUGACGUGGAGGACGCGUCAAAUUAAUCCCAGCAAACUCCGGACUCCCCGGGACAGCUUCAAUUGGCUUUUAUCGGAUGAAGAUCACUUUGUUGCCGCUGUGCCUCUCUACCACUUGCUUCCAAAGAAAGACGGAGGCGAGCUGCUGUCGGAGGAGAUUCUAAAAAAAAAAAGAAAGAAAAGAGAAGAGGUCUCGCUCUCCUCUUUCCAGGACUCGUUUCCCUCAAGUUCUCCCCCCUUUUUUGGCUUUUCUGCCUUCGCUCGGACGCAUUCAGCCAUUUGAAGAGGCACCAUAGAUUUCCCAGCAUCUCGCAACAUAUAUAGGCAAAUGGAGCAAACCUAUGGAGAGGUGAACCAGUUAGGCGGCGUGUUCGUCAAUGGGCGACCCUUGCCCAACGCCAUACGGUUAAGAAUAGUGGAGCUGGCUCAGCUCGGGAUCAGGCCCUGUGAUAUCAGCCGGCAGCUGCGAGUCUCGCACGGCUGCGUGAGCAAGAUCUUAGCGAGGUACAACGAGACGGGCUCCAUCUUACCCGGUGCCAUCGGUGGGAGCAAACCGCGCGUCACGACGCCCAACGUGGUGAAGCACAUCAGGGAAUACAAACAAAACGAUCCCGGGAUCUUUGCGUGGGAGAUCCGGGACAGGCUUUUGGCCGAUGGAGUUUGUGACAAGUACAAUGUCCCGUCGGUCAGCUCCAUCAGCAGGAUUUUACGCAACAAGAUUGGAAAUCUGUCUCAGCCUCAGUACGAGAGCGGGAAGCAAGCCUCGGCGCAGGCCGGACUCUCCUACAACCACAUAUAUCCGUAUUCCUACCCCAACACCAUGUCGCCCAAGAUGAGCAGCCCUCCUGGAGUACCAGUGAGCGCCGGACAUGUGAGCAUAUCCAGAGCCUGGCCUUCUGCGCACACCGUCAGCAACAUCCUCGGUAUACGAGCGUUCAUGGAUCCCACAGAAGGAUAUCCACAAAAAAUGGAGGAAUGGAGUAGCGUCAACAGAGCAGCUUUCCCAGCGGCUCACACAAUCAACGGGAUCGACAAAUCAGCCAUCGACGCCGACAUAAAAUACGCACAGCCUUCAUCCACAUUGUCCAGUUAUGUCUCGGCGUGCGCUUACUCUCCCACCAACCAGUACGGCGUGUACAGCGGGUCAGCGGGCGGCUACGUGGCCCCGGGACACCAUCACCACUGGCAGCCGCAGAGCCCCGUCCUGUCGCACCCAGGUGGCGGCAUGGGUAUGCACGCGGGGGAGAUCCACUCAGCUAUGGCCUUCAAGCACGAGCAGGCCCGAGAAGGAGACAGGAAGCCUCCCAGUCCACUGAAGCAGCAGCAGCAGCAGCAGCAGCAACAGCAGCAGCAGCAGCAACAACAACAUGAAGACUUGAACAGUGUGCAUGGACUCAGUCUCCCUACCUCAUCAUCAUAACCGGGACUUACACCACCUUAAUUACCAGACUCAUUUAAAUGAACCCAUUUUCGUCAGCUCCAACAGUAAGUCUGAACUCUAAUGGCCUUUCCCCCUGGGUGUUAGCAGCUCACAGUCAAACACAGGCCUAUUCACAUGCAUUAUGAAUACAGUAUACUGUAGCUUUAGAGACCUUCAUGGCCAUAUGAAUGUAAGCUUGCAUGGAUGUAUCCCCCCCCCUCAUUGGUUGAUAGUUGUUUUUUCCCUCUCAAUUGACUCACUACAUGUUUGGACUUAAAAAAAAAAAACAGUCUGUCAAUGAUCUUUUAUUAUAAAUAUAAAACUAAGGGCUUUUCUGUAAUAAUCUGCCAUAUCUAAAACACAAAAAAAGACUAAUCAUUUGUGGCCCAGGAUCUCGAUCUUACACAGUGACUUUUUCCAAGAACUACAAUUGUCUAAAUGUUAAAUAUUUGCCAAAGCUUUAAUUAUAUAUUUUUUUAAUUUCAUUGUAAAUAUUCAAUAAUAAAUGCUUUCUUAAAUUUGCCGCACGAUGGUCUUUCAGCGUAUGCGUCAUUUCAGUACUCUGAAAAAUGAAAUUAGUUGUUUGUUUUUUCGGGGGUUGGUUUUGCGUGUGUUGU
This is a messenger RNA of Solea solea (common sole), 2099 nucleotides long. It is a transcript of the gene pax1a, whose product is annotated as paired box 1a. Gene Ontology annotation, molecular function: DNA-binding transcription factor activity, RNA polymerase II-specific; RNA polymerase II cis-regulatory region sequence-specific DNA binding. The record is from RefSeq and is a predicted model, not a curated record. Bases 391 to 1482 code for a protein of 363 amino acids. Gene Ontology annotation, biological process: anatomical structure development; regulation of transcription by RNA polymerase II. NCBI's taxonomy places the organism in Eukaryota, Metazoa, Chordata, Actinopteri, Pleuronectiformes, Soleidae. The transcript is spliced from 5 exons.